AACAAACUCCACACCCUCUCUGUCAUUACAGCAAAGCUUAAGGUUACUCAUAUUUUCUCACUCCCGAUAUUUGCGCCUCUCCCCACUCUCUCUUCCCCUCUGAUCUCCUCUCUCCUCCAUGAGAACAUGUCCUCUUUCUUCUCCUCACCAGAGUCCAGGUUCCCCAAACCAGAGAAGAAAUGGGUCUUCCCCUUAGCAAUUACCCUCUCUUUCUCUCUCAUACUCCUCUUCUUCACCACAUUCAUCGUCUCCUACGCUUCCAUUUUCAGGAUAUCGUCUAUCUCUACAAAUUCGGAGCCCCUCUUCGUCGAAUCCAAGUUGGGUAUCUCUCCUCCCGUCUCUUCUGUCUCUACAAUCCCAAGGCUCGGUUAUUUGAUCUCUGGUUCAGUGGGUGAUGUCGAAAGCUUGAAGAGAACGCUCCAGGCUCUGUAUCAUCCGUUGAACCAGUAUGUUGUUCACCUCGACCUGGCUUCUUCAGUAGAUGAGCGAUUGGAGCUCGCAAACUAUGUUGAGAAUCACCCCAUUUUCUCUCGGAUCGCGAAUGUUCAUGUCGUUACGAAGGCAAAUCUAGUGACCUACAGAGGGCCAACAAUGGUGGCAAAUACUCUCCAUGCUGCCUCGAUUUUGUUGAAAAAGAGCGGGGAAUGGGACUGGUUUAUCAAUCUUAGCUCUUCGGACUAUCCCCUUGUUACUCAGGAUGAUCUGCUUCUUACUCUCACGGGUCUUCCACGACAUCUGAAUUUCAUCGAGCAUACGAGUGACAUUGGAUGGAAAGAGUUUCAGAGGGCAAAACCUAUCAUCAUAGAUCCUGGGUUGUAUAUGUUGCAAAAAUCAGAAGUGUUCUGGGUUUCACAGCGCAGAAGUGUUCCUACUGCAUUCAAGCUCUUUACAGGGUCUGCUUGGAUGAUGCUCUCUCGUGCAUUCAUUGAGUUUUGUGUAUGGGGUUGGGACAAUCUCCCUCGUACCGUCUUGAUGUACUACUCCAACUUCUUGUCUUCCCCUGAGGGCUAUUUCCACACUGUUAUAUGCAACGCUGAGGAGUUCACUAACACCACAGUCAACCACGACCUCCACUAUAUAUCAUGGGACAACCCACCAAAGCAACACCCCCACUUCCUUGUUCUGAAUGAUUUUUCCUCUAUGGUCCAAAGCAAUGCUCCUUUUGCGAGGAAAUUUGGAGCCAAUGACCCAGUGCUAGACAAGAUCGACCAAGAGCUCUUGGACCGUGGAGCUGGUCAUCUUGUACCUGGUGGAUGGUGUAUUGGAGAUAAGAAAAACGGGAGUGAUCCAUGUUCGGUUAUAGGCAAGACGGGAGUUUUGACGCCUGGGAAAGGUGCCGUGAGGCUAAAAAGCCUCAUUGAUAUGCUUCUUUCGCGGGAUAAUUUCCAUCCAAGCCAAUGCAAGUAAUGGAUAUGGUGAAACAAGAGAGAGUCAAGCUUUGGUUAUCCCACGAUAAAGUUGCAGCUCUAACAUGGUUAUGAGCACCACUACACUAUUGGUGAGGGAUUAUUUUUCGAGUUUGGAUUAUAAUAGAAAUAUGCAAACUAACUUGGCCAUGCCGAGUGGGGUGAACUUCAGGAGUUCUUCGAAGCCCUUAAAAGAAUUGGGCUUAGCUUCAUUGGUGUCAUAUAUGUAACUAUACAGGUGUUCCUGUGUAUGAUAAAUGCCUUUCUAAAGAAGAAGUUUGCCCCUCAUGCAGUAAAAUAUAAUCCUUAUUUUUUUUACCAGGUAAGUAGUUUCAAUUUUUAUUUUUUGUUGUAUAUGGACGUUGGUAUAUUUUACCUUAAAUGGUUGUAGCAGCUCAUGAUCAGGAAUUGCUAUUGAAGUCACGGAUAUGCAACUAUAAAAGUAAUAAUAGAUUUUGUUUACUCGGAA
Molecule: messenger RNA, 1875 nt
Organism: Amborella trichopoda
Lineage: Eukaryota; Viridiplantae; Streptophyta; Magnoliopsida; Amborellales; Amborellaceae
Product: beta-glucuronosyltransferase GlcAT14A
Cellular component (GO): membrane
Molecular function (GO): glucuronosyltransferase activity
Source: RefSeq, a predicted model, not a curated record